Messenger RNA from Sorghum bicolor (sorghum), 1162 nucleotides. RefSeq names its product expansin-A31. The coding region runs from base 82 to 843 and encodes 253 amino acids. The transcript has 2 exons. The record is from RefSeq and is a predicted model, not a curated record. Gene Ontology annotation, biological process: plant-type cell wall organization. NCBI's taxonomy places the organism in Eukaryota, Viridiplantae, Streptophyta, Magnoliopsida, Poales, Poaceae. Gene Ontology annotation, cellular component: extracellular region.
CAUUAUCAUCCCACAGCUAAAUUAAAGCAAACAAAAUCCUCAUACCAUCUCCUCUACACUCUUCACCCUCUACAUGCAUUGAUGUCCACAGAAAUGGCCAAGUCCCUGACGUUGCUCACAGCGCUCGCGGCGUGCCUCGCGCUUGCCGCCGCCGACUGGUCUCAGGGCACCGCCACGUUCUACGGUGGACCCGACGGCUCCGGCACGAUGGGAGGCGCAUGCGGCUACGAGAACCUAUACAACGCCGGGUACGGCGUGAACAACGCAGCGCUGAGCCCGGUGCUGUUCAACGACGGCGCGUCGUGCGGGCAGUGCUACGUCAUCAUCUGCGACGCAUCCCGUCCGGGCGGGCAGUACUGCAAGCCCGGCACCUGGAUCACCGUGACGGCCACGAACCUAUGCCCAUCCAACUACGCGCUGCCCAACGGCGGGUGGUGCGGCCCGGGGCGGCCUCACUUCGACAUGUCGCAGCCGGCGUGGGAGAAGAUCGGCAUCUACAGCGGCGGCAUCAUCCCGGUGCAGUACCAGCAGGUCAAGUGCUGGCGCAACGGCGGCGUGCGCUUCAGCAUCGCCGGCAACUAUUACUUCCUGCUCGUCAAUAUCCAGAACCUCGCCGGCAGCGGCUCUGUGGCCGCCGCCUGGGUCAAGGGCGAUAAGACGGGGUGGAUCCAGAUGUCCAGGAACUGGGGCGCCAACUGGCAGGCGCACGCCGGGCUCGUCGGCCAGGGGCUUAGCUUCGCCGUGACAAGCACAGGAGGGCACUACAUCCAGUUCCUCAACGUCGUGCCCGGAUGGUGGCAGUUCGGCAUGACCUUCAACACAAACCAGAAUUUUUACUACUAAAUUUUGCAAGCAGCAGCUAGCGGAGAGUGAGUGAACCAUCUUAUAUAGCUAUAUUGCUCAUGUGGUUCAGUGGAAUGGAGAGUGUGUUCUCUGUGAUCAUCUCUGGCUCACUCUCUCCUACGUGAUCUCUCCUCCUGAAGUUGUAAAUGGCAAGGGUUGAAUCAUGGAAGAUGGGCAUGCAUGCAACACAGACCUGAAGGCCUAGAUACCAUGCAUGUUUCAACACUAUGCAUUCUCAACACUGUAUAUCAAAUUUAAUUAAUGUUAAUCCAUGCAUGCAUGUUCUUACAUGGAUUUAAGCUUGAGCUGCACCGCUCAA